This is a messenger RNA of Cadophora gregata, 2241 nucleotides long. RefSeq lists its product as uncharacterized. The transcript is spliced from 4 exons. The coding region runs from base 206 to 1774 and encodes 522 amino acids. NCBI's taxonomy places the organism in Eukaryota, Fungi, Ascomycota, Leotiomycetes, Helotiales, Ploettnerulaceae. Gene Ontology annotation, molecular function: iron ion binding; heme binding; oxidoreductase activity, acting on paired donors, with incorporation or reduction of molecular oxygen. The record is from RefSeq and is a predicted model, not a curated record.
ACGACGAACUCUGCAUCUGAUGGCUCCUUCACCUUGAAAUUAUUUCCGCACACUCUUUUGCAAAAGUGCCUGGACAGUCCUCUCUUCCAACCCACCACCUCGUGAGCCUCGGUUCUGCAGGUCCGAGUUUCCUCGCACCCGCUGCAGACCUCUUUUCAACAACCCCAAACUCUACAUCUCGGUCCUGAAUGCUACGGAAGUAACUAUGUCUACCUCCGGUGUUUCCGAUGUUUUACUUCAAGGUUACACGCCUUCAAUCAUCCUUGGUGUUGCGGCUGUUCUGCUCAUCUGUUGGCAACGACUAUCUGUACAGUGUGAUCCUCGCGAGCCCCCUCUGUUGAAACCAAGUAUACCAUAUAUCGGCCACAUUAUCGGACUGUUCCGAUACAAUGGCGAGUAUUUCGAGAAGCUGAAUGCCAAAAAGCCCUUACCGAUUGCCACUCUGCCAAUGAUCAAUGGCAAAUUGUACAUCAUCACACAGCCGACAUUGAUCCAAAGUGCUUAUCGGAACAAAAACUUAUCGUUCGAUCCAUUCAUGGUUGAUUUUGCGCAGCGUAUGCUUGAGCUAUCUGAGGAGGUGAUGGUACCGAUUCGAGAUAAGCCAGAAUUUAUCCCAGACCUGGUCAAAGAGAUCCACGGCUCUAUGCUGGGUGAACAUCUGUACAAGAUGAACGCCGAUGCUUUGAACGAUGUAGCCGUCACUAUCAACGGUCUCUCAGACACAUUCAGGCCAGACAGCCUGUAUCUUUGGAUUCGGGAAACCUUGACUAUGGCCACGUGCAACGCUCUUCUCGGGUCACAUAACCCAUUAAAGGACGACUUGAGCUUGGUUGAUGCUCUGUGGGACUUUGAGGCAGGAAUGCUUCCGCUUGUCCUGGGUAUCAUGCCAUCAUUCGUUGCUCCAAAAGCCUACAAAGCCAGAGCAACCGUCCAAGCGGCACUGCAGAAAUAUUACGCGAAGAAAUAUGAUCUCGAGCCUGAUGUUGCUAAGAUGACAAAGGCCCGUGCAGGAGUCUACAGACGAUACAACAUCUCAUCAGAUGACAUUGGGAAAUUGGAGCUUGCAUUAUUGCACGUGUCGACCGCCAAUGCAAUCCCGACUCUAUUUUGGCUCGUCGCCUUCAUUGCCUCAGACCCUGCUCUUACGGCCAGUCUUAGAGAAGAACUGCCCUGCGUCAUCACAAUCUCAAAAUCCAAAGAUGGCAAACGUGAGGCCCGAGUCGAUAUUACAAAAUUUGAUCCAGAUUGCCCCCUCCUAGUAUCCUGCUAUCGCGAGGUCAUCCGUCUUGUGAACUCACAGCUUGGCAGUCGACGUGUCAUGGCAGAUACGACCAUCUCUGAUGGCAAGUCAACAUAUUUGCUUCGCAAAGGCUGGGAUGUAAACAUGCCAUCCGGUGUAACACAUCUUUUGCCUGGAUCUUGGGGUCCAAAUGCUUCCUCCUUCGACGCAAGACGAUUCAUGAAGCUGGACACCAAGGGUGCGGCGAGUGAGAAGGAGAAGGAGGAGAAGCGAGCGUAUAUUCCUUUCGGGGGUGGGAAACAUCUCUGUCCUGGUCGGAACUUUGCAUUUGCAGAGAUCCUGGGCUUUGCCGCUGUGCUUCUGAUGGGGUUCGAUGUGAAGAAGGAUGAUGGUAAGUUGAUUGAGGUGCCGAAGAUUAGGAGGGCCAAGCUUGGAGAGGCAGUUUCGAAGCCUUUUGGGAAGGGGCUUACGAUGGGAGCUAACAUCACGAGAAGAGAGGGCUGGGAGGACGUUUCAUGGCACUUCACUACUUGAUUGUGUUCUUGGUUGCGGGUCUAUUAUGGCCGACUCACAGUUUCCGUCUGUUAUAUUGACAUGAUGGUAUGUGUUUCAGAGAUAAGAAUAUACAGUCCGGUAGAACCCCAAGAACAACACCCCAUGAAUGGGUCGGGUUGAGAAUAGGAUGCAUCUGUCACCAUCCCUACUUUCGAUGGCCAACGAGUGAUCACAAUACCCACGUCUAGCUGCAUAUCUGAUGGCUGGUAAAAACACAGACUACCGUGAGAUAUCUAAAGGCGUUGGUCUGGAAAUGAGAUCCCUUAUGUGAGGGUAGUUAUUGGCUUCCAAAUCAAUUGGCAAACAUGGGGCUCAAGCGAGGAUCCGUAGAUAAACAAUCAACAAUACUUCGAGGGAAAUGGAAACUUCGCCGAGCUAGUGCGUGCUUCUAAUGAAUUGUCAGCCUUUAAUGUAUCUAUAUUGCUAUAUAAUCAACAAGUUUUCCC